This is a messenger RNA of Pectinophora gossypiella (pink bollworm), 3375 nucleotides long. Its product is annotated as SH3 domain-containing protein 19. The record is from RefSeq and is a predicted model, not a curated record. Bases 246 to 1703 code for a protein of 485 amino acids. NCBI's taxonomy places the organism in Eukaryota, Metazoa, Arthropoda, Insecta, Lepidoptera, Gelechiidae. Gene Ontology annotation, biological process: endocytosis; plasma membrane tubulation; actin cortical patch localization. The transcript has 4 exons. Gene Ontology annotation, molecular function: lipid binding; protein binding. Gene Ontology annotation, cellular component: actin cortical patch.
AUAAAAAUAAAACGUUGUUAUCGUAUUAUUUGCGACUUAAUUGCGUGACGCGGGCAGACGAUUCCAAUCAGUCGAACAGUGUGGCCGCGAUCUUUGUCCUCUCUGUGUUCAAUUAGAUUGUUCGCAUUGACGCGCGAAUCCAACCUUACGAUCGCACUUGUUAGUAUUGUUAUGAGUGGUAGAGUGUUAUUCUUCUCACAUGUUAUUUUGUUAGCUGAAAGAACUAAUCUGGAGAUUGCAAAAGCAUGAAGGGUCCAUCAAGACCGGCUCCUAGUGUUCCUGGGGUGGGGGUGAAUAGAUACUCGCCUGUCACCAACUGGAAUGACGAUCCCUUUGGUGCUGAUGUAUUUGAGCCCAACCCCCAGUACAUGCAGAAGAAAAAGCCCCCACCACGCCCUCCACCACCCAAAGUUAACCCCAAACAGCCAGAUGUGCCGCUGAAACCAUCCCAUUUUAUCAGGAAGCCUACUGUCCUGUCCUCUCUAUUGUCUCGAAAGAACAAAGCUGCAGUAAAUAGUCAAACUCAAAAUGGCAAUGUUAAUAUAAUUUCUCAGAGUCUCACUGAGUAUAGCAAUGACUUAGAUGCCCAUAAGAUGUUUCCUAAGUGUGAACCAAAGAAUAUUCAAACAGGAGCAUUGAUAGAUUUAUCGUCUCCCCCAAGCUCACCCACCUUCACUACAAGGUCUAGUAGUGAUGGUCUCAGUGUGGACAGCUUUGGUUCUGAUGCCACAACUUCCACUAACCAUCACAAUCUCCACAAUGGCGGCAAUGCUUCGCAAGCCGAGAGCGGGUUUGAAGACGAUUUUGAUCUCUUCUUAAAUUCUAGAAAAACCUUGCCUAAGGAGGACACAUUAGAUGAUUUUGCUGCAGUAGAUCCUUUCUCACCUACAAUAAAGCCUCCUGUAAUGAAAAAACCUGUACUCAAUAAAGAUUUCUUUGAUACACCUGGCCUUAUAAAUAAUCAAAAUGCAGUGUCUUUACUAAAGGGGCCUACUAUAAUACGUGCUAAACCUGCUCGGCCUAAACCCCCGGACAAUUCUGCUUUGCUCAAGAAUACAUUUGGCGGAGGAUUUCCUAUCUCUUCCAUGACCAUAAACACCACCACACCCAUUCAGAAGGUCUGCAAUGGCUUUGGAGACUUCGAAUCUAAGCCUUUGAGUUGGGAAGACGAGGGUUCGCCGGAGCGGGAGUGGUCGCCGCCGAUGCCGUCGGUGCCGCCGCCGCCGCCGCCUGCGGCCGACGAUGACCUGCCGCCGGAGUGGUGUGGCGACGCCACUGCAGACUUGUCCGAACCACUCGCUCAGGUCCCGGAUUUAGACGACGAGCCGCACGCUAUUGCCCUUUUCGACUAUUUUACCGAUCAUCCCGACGAUUUAUGCUUUUCGGCGGGUUCCAAGAUCAAGUUGAUACGGCGAGUGGACGACGAGUGGUUGUACGGUGGCAUGCGGAGCGGCGUGUGCGGACUGUUCCCCGCCAACUACGUGGAGGUGAAGGUGCCGCUGCCGCAGGACCCGGCCCCGCCGCCGCGGCGCCUCGCCUCCGCCACCGCACUCUACGAUUUCGAGCCCGUGCAGCCCGGCGACCUCCGAUUCCUCACCGGCGACACCAUCAACGUCAUGUAUAAACUCAACGACGAAUGGUACUUCGGAGAAUGCAACGGCCUCAAAGGACAAUUCCCCGUCAACUACGUACAAAUGAGCUAAUUACCAACACACCCGAUCUCAUCCAUUUAAACUGGUUAUUCAAUUCAAACGUCUUCGCCAACACGAAGUGACGUCAAAAGUUUAUCACCGAUGCCGAUGUGGGCAGAGUAGCUAUCAAAUGGAACUCCCUCCCACAUUCUCAUCGUAUUGUGAUUUUAUUGUGGUAUUUAUGAAAUUGCGAGUUUCAAAUUGAUGUGAUAAAAUAUAUAAAUUGCACGAAGACUGAUAUAUACCAUAUCACGAUGCCACUAUGACGUGUUUGCACCUUUAUAUCCAACUUGUUUGAGUAGUAAUAAAUUGUAUUCUCGUGCAGUAAAUAAUUUUUGAAUGUAUUUUAAUAUCCUAAACUAUAAUUGGAUUUAAGUAAUGGGUAUAGUAAGACUAGUGAUGCAAUACGUCAAACCUUUGUGAAGCCAUUUUUACAUGUACAAUUUAAUCAUUAGCGUUUUCGCACCAUUGUUGCCAUAAUAACGUAAACUAUCCAAUAAUUAAUUUAAUCGAUUAUUGGAAUGGCACCUCAUGAAUUUUUUAAAAAUAAUGACAGGUCGACUGAAUGUAAAUAUUUGUGCUUGUAUAAAUACGCCUUCAACAUAGAGUAUUAAUAUAUGUUAGCUUGUAAAGGUUGUGUGUAUAGUCCUAAAUAUGAUCUGAAGUGUAGUUGCGACACUGUAAUUAUUAUUUUGUAUUGUUAAUAUUAUCGACCAAAAUGUAGUAUCCAUAUACUUUGAUUUACAAAGUGUGGUUUACCAUAUGUGGUGUAAAACUGUUGAUAUUUGGAUUUUCAUAUUCGUUUUGUAAAUAAUCAUAAGUGAAACUGAUAAUAUCGUACACACCAUAAACAACACAUUAGAAUGACGCGUAGUAUUAGGAAUUAACCUGUUUUGCGCUAGAAAACUUAAUGGUAAUGGAGUUGUAAAGACAGUAGCUUCCCGGUCAUUAUCGCAGCGACGUGUAUAUACAUAGGAAUUAUCGAGACACGUUAAACAUCACGCUGAUUCUGUUAUCAACGGGCGAGGACACAAAGUGUGACGUACCGAUAUAACAGUACUCUACCGUAUUGUGAUUAUGUGUAAAACAUCCAAUACAAGGUUCCUUUUCAUCGUCAGUGCUCAACAGUGGUCUACAAAACGCAAUAUCUUCCAAUAGCCUAUAUUUCUGGGUAUAUCUUUUAUAAAAUCUACACAAUUAUUAUUUAAUGUUUACAAAUAUUUGAUCAUGAUGAGUAUAUGAUAGCUCAACGGGUUUUGUCGAUAGGUAGAGGAUGAUAGGGGGGAUAGGUCACAGGGAUGGAUAAAAUAGACGCUUUGGAAGCGUCGUUAUUAAAGCGAUUCUGUUUUUUCGAUAGCCUAUUACCCUUUUAAGUCCAGUAUCUAGUGAGUACUUCCGGGAUCUAUUAUUAUCAAUGUUACGAGCUUAUUCUUAAGACGACAGUCUUCGCAGUAAAUUAAGUAAAUCGUUUCGUUAUCUCCGCGGUAUUAUUGAUAAACGCGAGUAGUAUUUUGUAUAUUUUAACAGUAUAAUUUUAGUUACUUUUUGUGUCAUUUAUAUUUUAAGUUUAUUAAUUAUUUGGAGGGACCAUUAUUCUGAGUGCCUUAAGCAUUUUCAACUCCGGUGAAAUAUAUGUAUAUGAUGAAUUAUUUAUCUACUUACGUAAUAAUAAAAUCUAACGCUA